AUACAGAGAGAGAUACAGCGAGGCAUAUAUGGAAAGAGAGAGAGAGCAUAUUUUGGACCUUAGACAUUUAGACACCUCUCCCUCCCCGGAAAAGAAGAGGUGUGAGUAAACAUCUCUGAAUAACUAUUCUCUCUGGUGUCAUUGUCAACCAGGACACAGCAUAGUGUAUAAAACUCUACAUGAUGGCUGACCACAGAGGACGUAAAGAUUUUAUCUACACUGUAGUAAACUAAACUAAUAUAAACUAAAUAUACAAGCUAAUCUACACUGUUGUAAACUAAACUAAUAUAAACUAAAUAUACAAGCUAAUCUACACUGUUGUAAACUAAACUAAUGUAAACUAAAUACACAAACUAAUCUACACUGUGAUAAACAAACAUGGUUCUCAGAAAAUAUGUCUGUGGUCACAUGGUGGUGGUUACUGUCAUACUAUUGGUUAGACAGUUUCCCCUUUAAUGAGGUUGACUGUUAAAACUGUCUCUGACAUUAGACUGAGUCACACAGAGACUCCAGCUGUGCAGCGAACAGACACAAACCUACAACUGAGAUAACAGCAGACUUUACAACAGUAGAAGAUACAACAGUAGAAGAUACAACAGUAGAAGAUACAACAGUAGAAGAUACAACAGUAGAAGUUACAACAGUAGAAGAUACAACAGUAGAAGAUACAACAGUAGAAGAUACAACAGUAGAAGAUACAACAGUAGAAGAUACAACAGUAGAAGAUACAACAGCAGAAGAUACAACAGUAGAAGAUACAACAGUAGAAGUUACAACAGUAGAAGAUACAACAGUAGAAGAUACAAUAGUAGAAGAUACAACAGUAGAAGAUACAACAGCAGAAGAUACAACAGUAGAAGUUACUUCAUUUGAGCUGUGUAAAGAUGUCAGAGGAAACCUAUAAAAACAGAGAUGGAUUGAAAGGGAAAAAAACAAAUGAGACCAUGAAUAUUGAUGAUCAUAUACCGAUCAACGAAAGACCCAUCAUGCCCUGCAAGAAGGAUGGAGCUGGUGAUCAACAUUCAGUGUCUUGUCAGUGGUGGAAGAGAUACUCUGGAGCUGCUGCAGUGUGUCUGGGGCUGCUGUGUGUUCUCCUACUGGCUGGGAUCAUAGGCCUGUUUCUCUACCAGAGAAACCAAUUGACCUGUUCCAACACCCUGACUGAAGAGAGGGACCAGUUACAGACCAGCAGAAACAAUCUGACUGAAGAGAGAGACCAGCUACAGACUAGCAACAACACGCGGACCAAAGAGAGGGACCAGCUACAGACCAGCGACAACACCCUGACCAAUGAGAGAGACCAGCUACAGACCAGUUACAACACCCUGACCAAAGAGAGAGACCAGCUACAGAUCAGUUACAACACUCUGACCAAAGAGAGAGACCAGCUACAGAAAGAGACAGAACUUCUGAAACAAUCUUUAGUUGAGAAAGUGUGUCCUCGAGGAUGGAAGAAGCUUGGUAGCAGUUGUUACUACGUCUCUACUGAGAAAAAAUCCUGGGAGGAGAGCAGACAGGACUGCAGAAAUAGAGGAGCAGACCUGGUCGUCAUCAACAGCCAAGAGAAACAGACAUUAGUCAAUUGGUUAUGUGGAGUAAAGAACUAUGUCUGGAUUGGUCUGACUGACUCUGUUACUGAGGGGACCUGGAAAUGGGUGGACGGCACACCACUGACCACAAAGUAUUGGAACAGUAAAGAGCCUAAUGGUGGUCGAGCAGAGAACUGUGUGUAUUUCUACUCCUGGUCAUCAGACACAGGAGCUUGGUGGGACUAUGACUGUUCCUAUAAAUACAGAUGGAUCUGUGAGAAAUAGGAUUCAUCCUCAGUACUCUCUGAACUGCUUAAUAGGAUUAUGCUAAUUACUGUCAAUCGUAAACUAUUUUCUGCUUAUUCAAUUUACCUUGUCAAGAACAUACAAUAUAUAACAAGACAAAUGUAUAACACAUAAUAUAAUAAAUAAAAAUAACAGAACAUAAGCAACAACAAUACAAUGAAUUGAUAACAGAAAGACUGUUCUCUCUAUUGUUGAGGAAAUUCACCACUAAGGACAAAAAAUCUCUGGAAAUGAAUCAAUCUUUAUUAUGACAGUCAUGGAUUUAAUUUUUAUUUGAAUUA
Messenger RNA from Oncorhynchus kisutch (coho salmon), 2116 nucleotides. Its product is annotated as CD209 antigen-like protein E. Bases 885 to 1814 code for a protein of 309 amino acids. The record is from RefSeq and is a predicted model, not a curated record. NCBI's taxonomy places the organism in Eukaryota, Metazoa, Chordata, Actinopteri, Salmoniformes, Salmonidae. The transcript is spliced from 6 exons.